UAACUUUGCUCUGCAUGUUUCUUUCUAUUUGAAUUAGGAUUAAAGCUAAGCCUUUGUUUCUCUCUCUGUCACAAACUUCACUGCUAUGCAGUUUGGUAAAAAGGAAAUGUUUUCCCACUUCAAUUUUGUGUGGGCAUGAUUCAAUUAGCCUUUACUUGUUUGUUUUAGUAAAAACCCCAAGUAUCCAGAUAAGAAUUCAAUGGAAUUACAACACAGUCUAAGGCUGCAGCUUUUGGCCCCACCUUUAAAAGAGAAAUGCUUCAGAAGCUUCCCUUCGGUGUUUGGAGUUAUUCCUCAAAGGAGAAAAAAACUGAGAAGUUCCAUUAUCUCUUGCUCGAAUCUGAAUAAUUUUGGUCCGUCAGCACCAAACUUUUGGGGGUUCCAAUUACUGGUUCAUGGUCUCAGACAAAAGGGAUUAAAAGCUUCGAAGUUAGAAGAGUUGCUCAAAUUUGGUAAUGGAGAGGAGGAUGAAUCUGAUUCUGAGUCUGAUUCGGAUAGAGCUAAUGAGAGAGAUGAUUACUUUCAUAUGGAUGAGGAAGAAAGGCGGGAAUGGAGGAGGAAGAUAAGAGAUGUCAUUAAAAAUUCUCCAGAUGUUGAGGAAGAGGUGGAUCUUGUUGAGAGAAGAAAAAAGAUGCAAAAGCUUUUGGCUGAUUACCCUCUUGUUGUUGACGAGGAGGACCCUGAUUGGCCAGAAGAUGCUGAUGGACGGGGUUUUAACUUGGAUCAAUUCUUCAAUAAGAUCACCAUCAAGAAUGUUAAGAAAGAUGAUGAUGAUGAAAAUGAUGACAGCGACAAUGAAAUGGUAUGGCAAGAUGAUGACUAUAUUUGUCCAGUUAAGGACUUGACAACUGCAGAAUGGGAGGAGGCCGUGUUUAAGGACAUCAGCCCUCUUAUUGUUCUUGUUCAUAAUCGCUACAAAAGGCCUAAGGAAAAUGAAAUGGUUCGGGAUGAAUUGGAGAAGGCUAUCCACAUCAUCUGGAAUUGUAGGCUACCAUCGCCAAGGUGUGUAGCAAUUGAUGCUGUGGUUGAAGUUGACUUGGUGUCUGCUUUGAAAGUCUCUGUUUUUCCCGAGCUCAUCUUCACUAAAGCAGGGAAAAUCUUGUACCGUGAGAAAGCGAGCCGAACAGCAGAUGAGUUAUCCAAAAUGAUGGCAUUCUUCUAUUAUGGAGCUGCCAAGCCACCUUGUCUCAAGGGCAUCGAUAAUUCUGAAGAAUUAAUACCUACAAUUUAAGCAAGCAAUUAUCAGGAUCUUAUAGGUGCAGCAACAUGUUUUGGCUGUACAAUCGGUCACUAAGAUGGCACACCUCCUUUCUGAGUUCUUGGCAGUGUUUUAGUAGGUGAGAAAAAUGGGGUUCAUUUUGCUCUCUUCAAGAUUUCAGUAGGUGCAUUGCUCGUUCCCUUGGUCCUUAUGCUUGGUGCAGUGGUCCUAUUCAGUUUCAAAGUGGUUAUAAUUGCAUGAAGCUACAGGGUUGAAAAUGGUAGUUACUGAAAGAUGCCAGCCUAUUGUUUGCAUAAGGUAAUAGCUAGAUAUAAGUGUAAUAGCUAUUAUCUAGCUAAUGGCAUGCCAUUUGUGUUCAUUUCCUCAACUUUUCGAGUACAUAUCUAGAGGAAGACUAUAUUUUAGAUAGUAUCCUUUUUUUCAAACUCUCAUGGUAAUGUUGAUUUCUUGUAUACAUGGCAGAGCUAGUUUAGAGUAAGGGGGUUCAAUUGAAUUAUACUAUGCAAAAUUGCAAAUAAGGUAAAACCUUUUUUUUUUUUGGGUUA
Lycium barbarum (goji berry) is the source of this 1764-nucleotide messenger RNA. Its product is annotated as thioredoxin-like fold domain-containing protein MRL7L, chloroplastic. The coding region runs from base 200 to 1231 and encodes 343 amino acids. Gene Ontology annotation, biological process: chloroplast organization; regulation of DNA-templated transcription. Gene Ontology annotation, cellular component: chloroplast stroma. NCBI's taxonomy places the organism in Eukaryota, Viridiplantae, Streptophyta, Magnoliopsida, Solanales, Solanaceae. The transcript has 7 exons. The record is from RefSeq and is a predicted model, not a curated record.